Molecule: messenger RNA, 2715 nt
Organism: Naegleria fowleri
Lineage: Eukaryota; Heterolobosea; Eutetramitea; Acrasida; Naegleriidae
Exons: 1
Coding region: 1-2715 (904 amino acids)
Biological process (GO): positive regulation of mitotic metaphase/anaphase transition; protein K11-linked ubiquitination; anaphase-promoting complex-dependent catabolic process
Cellular component (GO): anaphase-promoting complex
Source: RefSeq, a predicted model, not a curated record
AUGUUGCUCUCUUCGGCGGCCCUCAUUCACUCGCAACAACAACAACAACAACCUUCCUCAUCCUCAUCAUCCUCAUCACCACCACCACCCUUAUCAUCACUUCUUGCCAACAAUAUGGCCUAUUCUCUGAGUGAAUGGUUCCAUCAACAUUCCAUCAAUAGAAUUACUCCUCAUGAUAUCAGUAUUGCUAUUUUAAUUGAUAUUACAAGAGAAUCUGAUGGAUUGGAUCAUCAUCAUCAUUCCUUUACUCGAUUACCCGAAUUAAAGGAACAAACCAUUGCAACCAACAAAUUUAUUAUGGAUUGUAUUCAACACGUACAUACUCCCAUAUUCGGAACCAUCAAUCGAUUCAUUACGGAAUUAACCAAUGUAAAUCCAGAUCUAGUUCAACCAUUUAUUUCUACUUUCUCAUCCAUUGAUAAUAUUGAUGCUCUAUUCACAUUAUUUGACAAAUUUAAAACCAUUCAAGUGAAUAAGACUUCUAUUUUCGGAAUAUUUCUUCGUAAAAUUAUUUUAAUAUUUAAUAAUUUAUUAUUUGAUGGAGUCAAGACAUUAUUUGAUAAUUUGAUGAAAUACAAAUCCAAUCAGCCAAUGUUACUUUUAAAUCAGGAUACUAUUGAAUGUACUUUUCAGUUAUUCCCUUUUACUACGGCUACUACUCCUGUUAUUGCAAAUAGUCGUACAACCACUACUACUACCACCGCUACUACUUGUUCAACAACUCCUCCUCAGAAUUCCUUUGGUUCUGAUUCUGUUCACUCUGUGAGCAAAAUAUUUCCAAAAUUGUAUUAUCAUAAUUAUAUUCAAAGUUGUAAAGAAAUGGAUUUUGUGAAUGCCAAUUUCUUUCUUCAUAUUUAUUAUGAUUAUUUUCAAAAUAGAUCCUAUUCUUCAUUGAACAAAUCUCUACUCUAUUAUCAUUUUAAAUAUUACAAACAAGCAACCAUUUCCUUAAAAGAGAGUAUUAAAAUUGCUCAACAAAAUAAUGAACAUGAAUCUCUAUUAUUAUCCUUAAUCAUUUUAUACAAAAUCAAAAUGAUUGAAUAUUUUCAUAAUGAAUCAAAGAAUGUGGAAUUAUUUAUUUUACAAGCAUUGAAAUUUGCACAAACUCAACCCAAUCAAUCACUCUCUUUUAUUUCCUUUUUUAUUACUCUCGAUUAUAUUCAAUUCAAAUUAUUAACUGGAUUUCAUGAUGAAGAAAUUCGUUUACAAUUAUAUUUAUUAUUGAAAAAGUGUGAACAGGUAUCCUUUCAAGAAUUGCAAGAAUUCAAUCAAUUCAAUUCUAAAAUACCAUUAUUUCCCAAGUCUCUAUUGAAUCAUGUAAAAUUACAUUUUUAUCGAUUCAUUGGUGAUCGAUUGUUGUAUCAAUGUCAUUUGAGAUUGUGUGGAAGUAGUAGUAUGACAAUGACGACGACGACGAGUGGACACUUGAGAUCUCCAUUCACUGGUCGAUUGAAAUCACCUCUAAGGUCACCUCUCAUUCUGAAAUCACCAUCCAUUCAAUCACCUCUAAGGUCACCAUCCAUCUCAUCAAAUACCACAAAUACCAACACCUCCUCCUCUUUACAAUCACCCUCCUCCUCGAAAUCUUGUUCAUCAUCUCUUCAAUUAGGAUUCACAAGAGAUUUUUUAGACUUGUAUUCAGAUUAUGAAUUAUUAUCUUCAAAAUCAAUUCCAAAUUCAGAUCAUACAUGUUAUAGAAUCAUCAUUGUGCAUUUCAUUCAAUUACAAGAUCGUGAAAAUGUGAAUCUUCUAAUGAAUCAAUUUAGAAAUAUGAUUGAUCCAUCAUUGACUAUUGAUCAAUGUGAUUUAUUAUAUUUAGAGUCACUCAUAGCCUAUUACAUGGAUGAAAAUAUUCAUCAAGCUAUCUCUAAAUUCAUUUCAUGCUUCAAAUUGGCUGAGAAAUUUAAUUUUAUUCAAUUACUGAGUGUAUAUUUAGAAAAUUGUGAAUUAUUGAAAAAUAAGGAAACUUCAACUCUGUUAAUGUCUUAUCUAUUCAAAGCAAUUGAUUAUUGUGAAAAGAAUCAUUUAGAAACAUAUAAGAGUCGAUGUUUAUUAUAUUUGAAUCAUCAUCCCAUGUCCUUCAUGUGGUCAUGUGAUGGGAAUGGUCGGCAUGGAUUGUCUUGUCCAACAACAACGAUCAUGUCAAUGACACCUCCUCCUCCUCCUCCAACAACAACAACAACCACUGUCAUGACGAGUAGUAGUAUUGAUAGUACUACUGCUACAACCACUGCCAUGACGAGUACCAAUACUACUACUACUCUACCACUUUCAACAGCUAAUAGUAUUCCAACUAGUGUUGCCAUGACUAGUACUACUACAACUACUACUACUGCAACCAUAUCACCAUUAUUAUCACCACCACUACCAAACAAUACAAUGAAUACUUUACUCACUCAUGGUAGUCAAACAGAUAUUGCCUAUUAUUAUGAAAUACUUGGCACAAGGUACAAUCAUGUGGAAUAUUUGAAGAAAUCAUUAUCUCUCUAUUUGAAAUCAUUUUGUUUAAUUCAGAGUAGAUUUUUGUGUUACAAAUUGGCUCAAUUGACCAAAGAUGUCUACUAUUGUAAAUUGUAUUGCAACAUUCAUAAGGAAUUGAGAAAGAGUCAUACAAGUGUAUUAUUGCAGAAUGAUACACCAUUACCAUUGGAUACUAUCAUCGAUCGAUCUGUGGAAUACUUCAAAAUGACUCUGAAAUCAAUUCAACAGAUUUGA